Molecule: messenger RNA, 225 nt
Organism: Thlaspi arvense
Lineage: Eukaryota; Viridiplantae; Streptophyta; Magnoliopsida; Brassicales; Brassicaceae
Source: the annotation of a GenBank genome assembly
CCAAACUUGAAUGGUUUAUUCGGAAGGCAAUCUGGAACAACUCCAGGAUAUUCUUACUCUGCCGCUAACAAAAACAUGGCCGUGAUGUGGGAGGAGAAGACCCUAUACGAUUACUUGUUGAACCCUAAGAAGUACAUUCCUGGGACGAAGAUGGUGUUUCCUGGAUUGAAAAAGCCACAAGAUCGUGCAGAUCUCAUUGCUUAUUUGAAGGAAGGUACUGCAUAG